Aureobasidium subglaciale EXF-2481 is the source of this 6196-nucleotide messenger RNA. RefSeq lists its product as uncharacterized. Bases 501 to 6014 code for a protein of 1837 amino acids. Gene Ontology annotation, cellular component: nuclear speck. Gene Ontology annotation, molecular function: ubiquitin protein ligase activity. The record is from RefSeq and is a predicted model, not a curated record. NCBI's taxonomy places the organism in Eukaryota, Fungi, Ascomycota, Dothideomycetes, Dothideales, Saccotheciaceae. Gene Ontology annotation, biological process: protein polyubiquitination; proteasome-mediated ubiquitin-dependent protein catabolic process. The transcript has 3 exons.
CUAUGAAACAUGAAAUAAAAGAGGUACAGCUUGUAGAAGGGGCGUUGGUUGGAGGAUGGCUGCUGGCUGUCUCGGAGUUGGCCUUGUCGAUGGCUCGGCACGUCCGUCAACGGGGCUGAUAUCUGGCAGUGGUCGUGGUCUUCGGUCAACCGUAACUCUCUGAAUCCAGCUAUACCAAUACCCUCCUAUCCCAAGUGUUGACGCAGUGAAAGGCUUGUGUGUGAACAGGCAGCCAUACGGUGCCAGACGACGUUUGCUCCUUUCCUUCGCUUAUGGAGCUGUGAAAGAAAGCUCCAUGGAUGAGCCAGAGCCAGAGCCACCAUUCGAACAUUCAUCAAGUGCAACCGCCUUAAGGUCAGCCAACCCACCCAUGCCCGACUCUCAUCCACCACCUUCCUUCCUCCACCAUCACAAGAUCUACCGAAUCUUCCUGCUUUACUUCACUUCGCUUGACCCAUCAAGCACACUCAUGACACCGACCUCUGGUCCGACCAGCGCUCAUGUCGAAUAGAGUCACUCGCUCUUCAGCGAGACUUGCCCCGACCCAAGAUCCUACCAAUCCUACCACAUCCGACCCAUCUACCAACCCUUCUCUGCCUCGUCAGCCUUCGACCGCCGUCGCCCCCACUACUCGCAAGCGCAAGCAGGCCCAGGACGACCCACCUCCGCCUGCUCCAUCGGACACCGCUCAACCCCGCAGAUCUAAGAGAGCUCGCCUGUCCGAUCCCACCCCAGGCCCGACUCAGCCAUCAAAGCGUCCCAAGAACAUGUCUUCGUCCAGCCAUGAUGAACAAGAUCUCUCUCGUUCAAACAUGCCCAGAUCCAAGCACGCCCCCACAUCUCCUGACGACCAUGCCUCCGCCAGCAAACCCAGGUCGUCUCGCAGAAAGAGCAAUCAAGCUCCUCAAUCUGCUCAACCCUCGUCCUCGCGCAAGGCCUCCAAGAAGUCAUCCCACAAAAAGGUCCCCGACGCUUCGUCGAGUCGCCCCGAACCUGAUCCACCACGUCUGCCUGCCGAGGAUCACGACGAAGAGGAUGAUCAUGAUGACAACGAUGAUGAAGAUGAAGAAGAAGGAGAUGAAGACGACGCUGCCGCCGCUGCUGCAUACAGACAUCAUGGAGAUGGUGACGAUGAUGAUCCCUUCUCGGGCGCUUUCCUCAAUCGCUCGGGCAUGCCCGCAGGUCUAUCAAGUACCCUGCGCGCUUUGAGUGGCAUGAUGUCUGGUAUGACCACUCGUCUGCGAGCUCUUCUCGAGAACCUUCGCGCAAAAGACGAUCCCUCCAUCCAGAUGGUUGCUCUCAGUGAGCUCUCGGAUAUCCUGCUAGUCUCCAACGAAGACAACCUUGCUGGUCACUUCUCACCUGAUCAGUUUGUGAAAGAGCUGGUUGCACUCAUGCAGCCCAACGACUUCACCGGCGAAGAGAACCCCGAGAUGAUGCUAUUGGCUUGCAGAUGUAUCGCAAACUUGAUGGAGGCUCUUCCUCAGGCUACUGCGAGUGUCGUUUACGGAGGUGCUGUUCCUGUCCUGUGCCAGAAGCUGUUGGAGAUCCACUACAUCGACCUCGCCGAGCAAGCACUCAGCACUUUGGAGAAGAUCUCGAUCGAGUUCCCUGGUUCUAUCGUUCGCGAGGGUGGCCUGAGCGCGUGCCUGACCUACCUCGAUUUCUUCGCUACUAGCACUCAGAGAAGCGCUGUCACUACUGCCGCAAACUGCUGCAGAAACCUCUCCGAAGAGUCGUUCCCCACCGUUCGCGAUGUCAUGCCUAUUCUUCUCAACGUCCUCUCGAGUAGUGAUCAGCGGGUCGUGGAACAAGGCUCGCUUUGUGUAUCCAGAAUCGUGGAGAGCUUCAGAUUUCAAGAGACCAAACUCGAGGAGCUGGUCAGUCCUGAUCUGCUCAAGGCUGUCCUUAGACUGCUGCUACCCGGUACAACCACUAUGAUCGGCCCCAAUAUCCACGCCCAAUUCUUACGCGUCCUAUCAUACACCGCAAGAGCAAGCCCUCGCUUAGCCGUUGAACUGCUGCGCAUGAAUGUUGUCGACACUCUCUACCAGAUCCUCACUGGAGUUUCUCCCCCUGCAAGCAGCGAUGGCGUUGCCAUGAAGAUCGAUAAGAACAUCAUCAUGCAAGCUCUCAUCCGUACGCCACGCGACCAGAUCUUCGAAACUUUGAACGUCAUCUGCGAGAUCCUUCCCAGCGUCUCGCCUGACAACCUUAUGUUUAUCAACGACCUUACAGAUGCCGGCAACACUGGCCCGGGUGUCGUCUCCAUGGGUACUCGUGCUCGAAAGUCGCCAAACGACAAUCGUCUAGAACUCUUGCAAGGUUGCCAGCCCGAAGUUCGACGCUUUGCUGUGAUUCUUUUCCCGACUCUGAUGCAUGCAUACACCAGCACCGUUAACUCUAGUGUCAGACACAAGGUCCUUACUGCACAGCUCAAGAUGCUUUCCAACUUUGAUACUAGUGUACUCGAGGAAGCACUGUCAGGAGUUGCUUAUGCUUCCCACCUAGCAUCAAUUCUCACACAGGAAGAGGAUCCGACGCUCGUUACCUUUGCGUUGCAAGUUGCCGAGCUCCUUCUCAAGCGUCUGGAAUCGACUUAUAGGCCCCAAUUCUACCGCGAGGGUGUUAUGGCCGAGAUCACUAAGCUUGCGCAGAGAGACUUGGCUCCCGUGAAGUUGACUGAGACCGAGUCUGAUCCGGCAGCACAUGUCGAUGCGCCUUCUUUCUCCGCUGAGCUCCCUGUGAGAUCUGAGCCUGCUGAAGAAGAUCAUGAGGAACCCGAUGGACCCGAUUAUCCUGAAGAGGAGUCUGGCGGAGAGCAUGAUGACGACAACGAAGAUCAUGACGAGGAGGACGAGGAGGACUCGGAGUCUGAAUCGGGACUUCGAAAGUCGCAAACACACCCUGCUGGUAGUUCUCAGGAUGUUGUCACGUCGCGUGCUCGCAAGUUUGUUGAGGCUUACCAGAACGAUGGCGGACUCGGCGAGGCUUCAAGAGCAUUGACCGAGCUAAAAGAAUUGGCUGAAGACCUUCGCAAGUGUUACGCCUCUAACAACAUGUUCAACGGACCCGCUCUCUUCCAGCGCCUCGCUCAGCACUUCGAUGGCGAUACUCCUGAGACCAUCACGAGCUACGAAUUGUUAACUUCCGAUAUCGUCUCUACUCUGCUCGAAAUCUUCCAGUCUUCCGACAGUCACACCGGUCGUGCUGCGAGGUCAGCAUUCCUGGACGCAUUCAUGUCACAAGGAGGACAGGCCAAGACGAUGCCAAGUGGCUCGGUCUUACCUGCCACUGCAUUCAGCGCCAUGGUCCACAAGCUCCAGGACUUACUCAGCCGCACCGAGCAUUUCGAGGUAAUCACCGUUCACCAGAAUGCCUCCGACAGCAGCCGAAGCGGCGCAGCUUCGAUGCUCGCCAAGCAGUUGCGCAUCAAGCUAUCUGCCGACGAGGAGUCUGGUAUUCCGCGUCCUUACAGAAAUAUCAUGGUCUCAAUACACGCCAUCGCAACUUUCAGAGCUCUUGACGACUACCUUCGUCCUCGCAUCAGUCUCGCAGAGAGGGCUGUACGUAGCCGCGACGCACUGGCCAGCAGUCUCGCUCAAGUCGUCAGUCGUGAAAGCGGAAAUGCUAUUGAGGGGGCUUCAACUCCUCCUGGUAGCAGCGAUCAGAAAGAGUCAUCUACUCAACGUGCUCAUACGAGAUCGUCUAAACCCGAGAGCACCCCACAGAACAGUGGUGAUGCUACCAGGCAUUUAGGUAGAGCUUCGCGCAAGGUUCUGCAGCAGGACUCCUCUGAGCGCGAGACAUCGCGAGAGGACCCUACAGACGCGGCAGAAGACAGCCAACAGCAACUCGAAUGCGCUGACGAAGCUGCUCUCUCGGACGAGGAUGAAGACAAUGAAGAGGACCUUGAUGCUAUUGUCAACGACUUCGAUGACGAAGACCAGAACAUGGAAGAUGCCGAUCAAGAUACCUCAGCAGUCAACCUAGAGGUCGCUAACAGUGGCAAGGUGACUGCUCGUAAGGAAGACGGCACGCGCAUUAGCACUCCGCUGCAAGGUUCGCAACAUUCAGCCACCUCGCGCACUUCCGCUUCUGCAAGGCUCGCUGCGGCGCGAGAGUUGCUCUCCACGCCUACUACGCAAAGACCUGCUUCCCAGGUUCCCGCAGCCCAGCCUGCCUCCCAGGACUGGCACAUUGAGUUCAGUGUUGAUGGUCAGCCUUUGUCAAACGAUACUACUAUCUACCGCGCCGUUCACUUCAAUCAGGCAAACCCUGAUGAGGUCUCCAGCCGCAACAUCUGGUCGACGCUACACAAGAUAUCUUUCAGACGUGCUCCUGGACCACCUCCCGCCGAACCUAGCACGCUCCACUCCUCGUCAGACGCAUCUGCAGCGUCCACGUCCGAGCUCCCACCUUCUCUCAGCCAGCAUCCUGCCACCGCCGCUAUCCUUCGUCUGAUGAGCACUCUGCACGACAUGAAUGCUAAUCUCGAGGACAUUAUUGCUGAAGAGAAGACUAACGACGUCAAAUUGAGUUCGGAACCUCUGACCCAGUUUGUCAACACCAAGUUGACAGCCAAGCUCAACCGCCAGCUUGAGGAACCUUUGAUCGUGGCUAGUAACUGCCUUCCUACUUGGAGUGAGGAUCUUGCUCGUCUUUAUCCCUUCUUGUUCCCAUUCGAAACCAGACACUUCUUCCUUCAGUCAACGUCAUUCGGCUACUCGAGAUCGAUGACCAGAUGGCAGAAUGCCCAAUCAGAGAACGAGUCCAGACGCCAUCGUGACGAGAGACCUUUCUUGGGCCGUCUGCAGAGACAAAAAGUUCGCAUCUCUCGCAGUAGAAUUCUCGAAUCUGCCGUCAAGGUCAUGGAGCUUUAUGGAUCGUCUCCAAGCAUCCUGGAAGUUGAGUACUUCGAAGAGGUUGGCACUGGUCUUGGUCCUACCCUCGAAUUCUACUCGACCGUGUCAAAGGAGUUCUCAAAGAAGAAGAUCAAGCUUUGGCGUGAGAAUGAGUCAAUUGCUGGCGACGAUUAUGCGUUUGGCCUGGGUGGCUUGUUCCCUGCGCCGAUGAGCGAUGAGCAGGCGAACGAUGAGUACGGAAAGAAGGUGCUGCAUCUAUUCAAGAUGCUGGGCAAGUUUGUCGCUCGAUCGAUGCUGGAUUCCCGCAUCAUCGAUGUCUCUUUCAGCCCAACCUUUUUCCGCAUCGGUGCUGGCAACUCAGCAGUCAAGCCUUCCCUAGGGGCCGUUGCUUCUGUGGACAAGGAUCUUGCCAACUCCCUGAAGCCACUUGUACGUUGUGCCAGAGCAAAGCAGGAGAUUCAGGAAGAUCCAAGCCUUACUCCAGAGCAAAAGGUGCAAGCUAUCAGCAACAUCAGAAUCAAGGAUGCCUCCAUCGAAGACCUUGGUCUUGACUUCACGUUGCCUGGUUACCCCGCUAUCGAGCUCCAGCCUAAGGGAGCUGAGAUCGACGUUACCAUUGACAACGUCGAACUGUAUGUCGAAAAGGUCAUCGACUUCACCUUGGGCCGCGGAGUCCAGAAACAAGUCGAUGCAUUCAGUGCCGGCUUCUCCCAGGUCUUCCCAUACUCGGCACUCAAAGCAUUCACACCCGACGAGCUGGUGAUGCUCUUUGGCCGCGCCGAUGAAGACUGGUCCCUUGAGACACUUAUGGAUUCGAUCAAGGCCGAUCACGGUUUCAAUCUCGACAGCGCAAGCGUCAAGAACCUUCUGCAGACCAUGUCGGAACUUACCAUGUCAGAGAGACGUGAUUUCUUACAAUUCGUCACCGGUAGCCCCAAGCUUCCUAUUGGAGGUUUCAAGUCAUUAACACCCAUGUUCACCGUGGUGUGCAAGCCCAACGAGCCACCGUUGAUGCCGGACGACUACCUACCAAGUGUGAUGACUUGUGUCAACUACCUGAAGAUGCCCAACUACAGCUCCCAAGAGAUGCUGAAGGCUAAGCUGAGCCUUGCCAUCAAGGAAGGACAAGGAGCUUUCCAUCUGUCCUAAGGUCAGACUAUGGAAAACGCAGGCGAUCAAGGAGUUUGCAUUGCAGCAGGUGUUUUGAUAGGGCGUUAGGCCUGAGGAUGGAUUAUUACCACGGCGUUGGUGUGCUUUUUCCCCUAAUGCAACAGGGCGGGGUGGGGAGUUGUUUCUCACAUGGCUAGCCAUUUGGUAGCUCUGCAUGGCAC